UAAACGUGUGAUUCAAAGUCAGUGGAAAGCAGAGGACAGCACGCAAGUAAUUUUUCUCACCGCUCACAGUUUGUUCCGCCGGGUUUUCUUGGAUCCCACCAUGGGUUCCUCACACUUUUGCGUUCACCUUGUCAUUCUGGGCUUCUGUGCCCAACUUUGCCUGACUGGAGCGGGCAAAUAUUCGAAAGAGAAGAACGAUUUGCACCCGAAGGAAAAGGCUGAUCGCGAAUUUCGUUCAGCAAAGGUGGAGGCCGUAUGGGUGAAAGCACAGAAGCUCGUGUCUGCAGCCAAGCUGGCAGACCUCCACAGUGACCUGAAGCUACACGAGAUGGAAGAGUUCAAGUGGAAGAAACUCAGGGCAGACGGGGGUGACCAGGAUGGAAUGAAAGAGGCCAACCUGAGACAAAAUCUCCAUAAACUGAUGAUCAAGUAUGGGAUAGAUGGAGGCAAGUAUCAACCCAUGAGAAAUGAUGUGGACACAAACAUGAGACAUGCGAAGGAUGUGGCCAGUGAGUUCACAGACCAGAGGAUCAGGAAAAUCUGGAUGAAGGCACAAAAGGCUGGAUUCUCCCCAGAGGAGUUGGAUGAAUUAAAGACAGAACUGAAGCAUCAUCAGGAGAAGGUUGAAGAAUACCAGAUGAUGGCCAACGAGUUACCAGAACACCAAGAAAACACCAUUGAAGGAAGAGAGAAGAACGUGGAGUUGAAGCAAAAGUUUAAGGAUCUCAAAGACAAGCUGGGCAAGCUGGAUCUGAAGAUAUCCUCAGGGUACAUCGAUGAGAUGGACUUCAAGGAGCCCAAAAUCAAGGAGCUCUGGGCGGCUGCACUCCGGGGGAACUUCACUGAUGAUGAGCUCAAGUCUAUCAAGGAGGAACUCAGUCAUUUCCAGAAGAAGAUGGACAAACAUUCCCACUACAAGCAGGCUCUUGUAGCAUCUCAGCAGCAGAAGGAAGACAUCGGGGAAGAAAAGUUUCCGCAAGAAAAGCAGGCACGCCAUGCCGACCUUCUGGACAAGGUUAAGGAGCUAGGGUAUAAGGUGAAGAAACACUACAAAGACCUUCAUCAUCGAAUCAACAAGGAGCUACCCAUAGAUGAGCUGUGAUGAAUAAAGUGUACCUGCACGGUGUCACAUUCUCAACAGCAAUGCUGCUACAGGCUGGAGGAUUGGGGACAGAUAGUUUUAUGAGCAAUACCAGAAUUAGACAUACAUUGUAUUUGUAAUUUGUUUCAUACUGAAUCAUAGGUCAUAAAACACUAAUAAAUCAUAGGUCAUAAACAGAUGCUGGCUGGAGCCCUGUACCUAAGCCUGAAAGGCUGGCAUUUAGACUAUCAAAGACUACAGAAAUCUUCAUUGACAAAUCUCCAAGGAGCUAACAAUUAAAAAAAAAUGUAAAGCUGUGAUAAAAUCUAGUACAGAGCCUCAUAUGAAACUGAUGCUUUAUUUUAAACUGAUGCCAAAAAAUUUCAAGUCCUAGAACAGCCAAAAGUUUCAAGUCCUAGAACAGUCAAAAGUUUCAAGUCCUAGAACAGUCAAAAGUUUCAAGUCCUACAUGUAGAACAGUCAAAAGUUUCAAGUCCUAGAACAGCCAAAAGUUUCAAGUCCUAGAACAGCCAUACAAUGUAACAAGGAGCUGAGAUGAGAAAGUGUUUAGAUGAAAACAGACAUUAUAAUUGAGAAAAUAAUCAACAGAAGGAGCUUGCAUGGUCAUACCUACAUUUGUAGGUAUAUAUAUAGAACUGUCUUAACUAUUUCAUUAUAGCUAAUGAUCUUGUUUCAUCAUUGAAUAAGAAUGAAUCAAAAUAAUGGCAGAGUUUUCUAUUUAUGUUUUACAAAGUGUAGUCUACAAUGCAUGUGCCAGAAUUACUUAAUUCUAUGAUGAACUACAGUCAUGAUUUAUAGUAUGUAUGAUUUCCAUGAUUGUAUAUACACUGAUAUGAUAUUAUUGAAAAUUUAAGAGGGACAAUACUGUACUCUACUGAUGUUCACUCAAGCAUUGUUCAGAUACCUUGAAUCUCUGAUGUGAAACAUACAAUGUAGGCAUGAAUAACUGAGAUGUUGCUACUAGUAUUAUAUUUUAGUAUGCAUGCAAUGGUAAGGCCACA
Molecule: messenger RNA, 2103 nt
Organism: Branchiostoma belcheri (Belcher's lancelet)
Lineage: Eukaryota; Metazoa; Chordata; Leptocardii; Amphioxiformes; Branchiostomatidae
Product: alpha-2-macroglobulin receptor-associated protein-like
Exons: 7
Coding region: 101-1102 (333 amino acids)
Biological process (GO): regulation of receptor-mediated endocytosis
Cellular component (GO): endoplasmic reticulum; endomembrane system
Molecular function (GO): heparin binding; low-density lipoprotein particle receptor binding; receptor antagonist activity
Source: RefSeq, a predicted model, not a curated record